AUGGCUGAAUUCGUACGAGCACAGAUCUUCGGUACGACGUUCGAGAUCACGUCCAGAUAUUCCGACCUCCAACCGGUAGGAAUGGGAGCUUUUGGCUUGGUUUGCUCUGCCAAAGAUCAACUCACCGGUCAGAAUGUAGCCGUCAAGAAGAUUAUGAAGCCCUUCAGCACCCCCGUCCUUUCCAAGAGAACAUACAGAGAGUUGAAGUUGCUGAAGCAUCUCAAGCACGAGAAUGUUAUCUCCCUGAGCGAUAUCUUCAUUUCGCCCCUUGAGGAUAUUUACUUCGUCACCGAACUCCUAGGCACCGAUUUGCAUCGCCUCCUCACCUCGAGACCGCUUGAGAAGCAGUUCAUACAAUACUUUCUCUACCAGAUCUUGCGGGGUCUCAAGUAUGUCCACUCUGCUGGUGUCGUCCAUCGCGAUCUCAAGCCCAGCAACAUCCUCGUCAACGAGAACUGUGAUCUGAAGAUCUGCGACUUCGGUUUGGCCCGUAUUCAAGACCCCCAGAUGACCGGAUAUGUCUCAACGAGAUACUACAGAGCGCCGGAGAUCAUGCUUACAUGGCAAAAGUACGAUGUUGAGGUAGAUAUCUGGAGUGCGGGGUGCAUUUUCGCGGAGAUGUUGGAGGGCAAGCCUUUGUUCCCUGGAAAGGAUCACGUCAACCAGUUCUCGAUCAUCACCGAACUCCUCGGAACACCCCCAGACGAUGUUAUCCACACUAUUGCUAGUGAGAACACUUUGAGAUUCGUCCAGUCGCUGCCAAAGCGCGAAAGACAACCACUGAAGGAUAAGUUCAGAAAUGCCGACCCAUUAGCAAUUGCACUUCUCGAAGAAAUGCUGGUAUUUGAUCCACGGAAGCGAGUUAAGGCACCGGAGGCUCUUGCACACGAAUACCUCGCGCCAUACCACGACCCUACAGAUGAGCCUGUAGCUGAGGAGCGGUUUGAUUGGUCAUUCAAUGACGCUGACCUCCCGGUGGAUACGUGGAAAAUCAUGAUGUAUUCCGAAAUCCUUGAUUAUCACAAUGUCGAAAAUGGAGGUGAUGGACAGGCAAUGGAGAUGAAUGGCAACUAA
This is a messenger RNA of Cadophora gregata, 1074 nucleotides long. It is a transcript of the gene HOG1, whose product is annotated as MAPK protein hog1. Lineage: Eukaryota; Fungi; Ascomycota; Leotiomycetes; Helotiales; Ploettnerulaceae. The record is from RefSeq and is a predicted model, not a curated record. Gene Ontology annotation, biological process: stress-activated MAPK cascade; protein phosphorylation; cellular response to oxidative stress. Gene Ontology annotation, cellular component: cytoplasm; nucleus. The coding region runs from base 1 to 1074 and encodes 357 amino acids. The transcript has 9 exons. Gene Ontology annotation, molecular function: MAP kinase activity; ATP binding.